UUACAAAGUUAGCUCAACAACAAAAAUCAAUGUUUCUUAUUAUCUCAUCUUUUCUAAUUCAAAACUUCAAAAUCAAGAUCAAAUUUCAAUCUUUUUCUUCAAAUUUCCCAUAAAAACAAUAUUAUUAUUAUUAUUAAUUAUAUUUAAAAAUACCACCAUUUUUAAUCUCUGUUUCAGCUUUAAUUAUUCUUUCUAAUCUCAAAACUCUGCUUCUGCUUAAUAAUAAUCACUGCCAGCCAAAACCUCUUCUUGUUUAUCAGCUUUAGUAAGUUUAAGUUCUGAAAAAAUUUUCUUCUUCUUCUUCUGGGUUUUAGAUUUACAGGUUUAUUUUUCUGGAAUUUUUUUGUUUUUUUUUUUUUUUUAACUUUAAGUCUUGCUGCUGUAAGUUGAUUGAGCUUAAAAUUCAAAUGGGUUUUCUCUAAAACCCUCCAAAAUACGUAAAUUUUUUUUAUAUAUAAAAAUAGAAACUUAGGGUUUAUCUAUGGAAGAAGCACCGAGAAAACCAGUAACUCCAGCCACAACGGGUGGGGUAACAGUUGUUGGAUCAGAUGCUCCUUUGGAUUACCAGAUAUCUUCAAGAUCCGAAAACCCGACCGCGAACCGGAACCCAAAUACUGGAUCCGCCCCUGCUCCUGCUCAGCCUGCGGCGGCGGCGGCUGCGGCCACGUUCCCUGCUAAGAAAAAACGUGGUAGACCCAGAAAGUAUGGACCCGAUGGCACGGUCACUAUGGCUCUCUCUCCCAAGCCCAUAUCUUCGGCGGCACCGUCGCCUCCGGUGAUCGACUUCUCCAGGUCGGCUGAGAAGCAAAGGAAAAUGAAGCCGGCCGGCUCGGUCAGCAAGUCAAAGUAUGAGCUGGAAAAUUUAGGGGAAUGGGUUGCAUGCUCUGUUGGUGCUAAUUUUACACCACAUAUCAUUACUGUUAAUACAGGAGAGGAUGUAACAAUGAAGAUCAUAUCGUUUUCUCAACAAGGACCUCGGGCCAUAUGCAUUCUCUCUGCAAAUGGUGUGAUCUCAAGUGUAACACUGCGUCAGCCUGAUUCUUCGGGGGGUACAUUAACAUAUGAGGGUCGGUUUGAGAUACUUUCCUUAUCUGGUUCAUUCAUGCCUAGUGAUAGUGGGGGAACAAGGAGCAGAUCUGGUGGGAUGAGUGUUUCAUUAGCAAGUCCUGAUGGACGUGUUGUAGGUGGUGGAGUUGCUGGUCUUCUGGUGGCCGCGAGUCCUGUGCAGGUUGUAGUAGGCAGCUUUUUGGCAGGGAACCAGCAUGAGCAAAAGCCUAAGAAGCAGAAACAUGAGCCCAUAUCCACUGCUACUCCAACUGCUGCUGUUCCUAUUUCCAGUGCUGAUCCAAAAGGAAAUUUUACUACCACAUUCCGUGGCGAUAAUUGGUCUCCAUUGCCAUCAGACUCGAGUAAGCCUACUGACAAUAAUGCAUCUCAGCCUGUAGGGUGAUGUAAAGAGCCUCAACAUAUCAUGUAAUGUACCCAUUGCUACUGACAACAUCAGCAAUCAAACUAAACUCCAUUUGUUGAAUCUCACCUCAUGUGUUGUUUUGUCUGUAAACUUUGUGAAAUAUUUAUCAUUAUUCCAUGAGUUUAAUCUGGGGUAUUACAUGUUGUAGUUAGGCGAUUAGGUAGGGUUCUACCACUGUUGUGUCAUGUAGAAUUUUGAUGUAAUAUUUUCUUCUAGAGUUGCCUUUUUCUUUA
Molecule: messenger RNA, 1704 nt
Organism: Mangifera indica (mango)
Lineage: Eukaryota; Viridiplantae; Streptophyta; Magnoliopsida; Sapindales; Anacardiaceae
Product: AT-hook motif nuclear-localized protein 1-like
Exons: 5
Coding region: 482-1450 (322 amino acids)
Molecular function (GO): minor groove of adenine-thymine-rich DNA binding
Source: RefSeq, a predicted model, not a curated record